Molecule: messenger RNA, 3872 nt
Organism: Xiphophorus couchianus (Monterrey platyfish)
Lineage: Eukaryota; Metazoa; Chordata; Actinopteri; Cyprinodontiformes; Poeciliidae
Gene: elp2
Product: elongator acetyltransferase complex subunit 2
Exons: 22
Coding region: 36-2555 (839 amino acids)
Biological process (GO): tRNA wobble uridine modification
Cellular component (GO): elongator holoenzyme complex
Molecular function (GO): protein binding
Source: RefSeq, a predicted model, not a curated record
UCUUUUACAGUAACCCCACAACGUCUCUAGCAAAGAUGGCGGCUUCCAUAAUUGAGACAUGCCAUGUAGCAUGCAGCGCAAAUAGGACUCCAAAUGUUGUUUCUUGGGGUCGGGGAGGGACUGUGGCUUUCGGGACGUGCAAUUCAGUGGCCUUGUACGAACCAAAGGAAAGAAGAGUUGUCGCUUUGCUGAAUGGACACAAAGGGAGAGUAAAUGCAGUCAAGUGGGUUCACAAGAAAGACAAUGCAUCAGAGCGUCAUGUCGUCUCAGGAGGUUCAGACAAUCGGAUCAUCCUCUGGGAAGCUCAACCUGGGAAGUUCGUCCAGUCAGUGGAGUGUAAGGGCCACACUGGUCCUGUCAAUGCUGUGGAUGCCGUCUACCUGGAGGACUCUAAGAUCCUCAUUGCCUCUUCUUCGUCCGAUUCCACAGUGAGAUUAUGGCUCUGCAGUGACGACAAAGAAGUUGAGUGCCUCCAUAAUGUAUCAUUUGGAAGCAGUUUCAUGAUGGAUGUCUCUCUAGCUCUGUUGCCCGGCACUGGAGUUCCCAUUCUGGCCUGCGGGGGUGAUGACUCUCGGGUGCAUCUGUAUGUGCAGGAGAGCGGUCAGCUGCAGAAAGCCAUGUCACUGCAAGGGCAUGAAGACUGGGUUCGUGGAGUGAAAUGGGCAUGUACUGGGGACGAGCUGUUAUUAGCCAGCUGUUCACAGGACUCUCUCAUCAGAGUGUGGAGGCUCUGUGCCAAAUCUGGCACAGACACCCACACAGAAGAUGAUCACACCGUCAUCAAAAUGAAAGAGGACGUUUUUGAAGUGAAGGACAGAGGAAUGGUCUCAAGGUUUGCAGUGUCCCUUGAAACUGUCUUGGCAGGACAUGAGAACUGGGUUUAUGGAGUCAGCUGGCAGCCCCCUGUCUAUAAAGGUGGUGAGCUGCAACAGCCUCUUAUUCUACUCUCAGCCUCCAUGGACAAAACCAUGAUCAUCUGGGCUCCUGAGGAAGGAUCUGGUGUCUGGGUGGAGCAGGUGCGUGUCGGGGAAGUAGGUGGAAACACUCUGGGCUUCUAUGGCUGCCAGAUGAGUCCGGAUGGCUCGAUGAUUCUGGCUCAUGCUUUCCACGGAGCACUACACCUUUGGUGCAAGGAUCAGGAUAAAGAGAGAGGGUGGAGACCAGGAGUUGUGAUAUCAGGUCACUUUAAUGCUGUUCAAGACCUGAGCUGGGAUCCUGAGGGGGAGUUCAUCCUCAGCGUGGGCUCAGACCAGACCACCAGACUGUUCACUCCAUGGAGGAAGCAGGACAGCAAACAGGCAACCUGGCAUGAAAUCUCUCGGCCUCAGAUCCACGGUUAUGACAUGCAGUGUCUGGCCAUGGUUGGGGGGUUUCAGUUCGUAUCUGGAGCUGAUGAGAAGGUCCUCAGAGUGUUUCAAGCGCCUCGAAAUUUUGUGGAGAACUUUGCUAGCAUCUCUGGGAUUUCAAAAGAAAAGCUGCUUCAAUCCAGUGGCUCAGCCAGCCUUCCAGAAGGAGCUAGCACACCUGCCUUGGGUCUUUCCAACAAGGCUGUAUUUCAAGGCGACCUUGUCCCGAAGACUACUGAAGAAGAGGAACAGUUCAGCAGUAUAUCUGACCAAUACCAGGAGUCAUAUUUCCACCCGCUCAGCCUGACUGAGCCACCCCCAGAGGAUCAUCUCCUCCAGAAUACACUGUGGCCUGAGGUCCAGAAAUUGUAUGGUCAUGGAUUUGAGAUGUUCUGCCUCGCCUCUGACAGCACCAAGACGUUGGUUGCAUCAGCAUGCAAGGCAUCUAAAGCUGAACAUGCAGCUGUGCUGCUGUGGAGCACAGCCACGUGGCGUCAGCUGCAGACGUUGCCAUAUCACACCCUUACAGUCACCCAGAUGGCCUUUUCACCUGACGCAAAGUUCCUGUUGGCUGUUUCCAGAGAUCGCACCUGGUCGUUAUGGAGACGGAAGCUGCCAACACCAGAAAAUCCAGAGCCUUCGUUCUCAUUGUGCGCACACACAACCAAGGACACAGCCAUGCACAGCAGGAUCAUCUGGUCGUGCGACUGGAGCCCCGACAGCAAAUACUUUGUGACAUCCAGUCGGGACAAGAAGGUGAUCGUGUGGGGGCCAUGCAUGCUGGAGAACUCUGAAGAGCCAGUGUUUCCUCUGGAGAUCAAGCCAUGUUCCUCCAUCUUAGAUGUUGGGGAUUCUGCUACGGCUGUAGCCUUUUGUCCGUCCCUCUGUUCUGAUCGCAGCUACUUACUUGCAGUUGGUCUGGAGUGUGGACAAAUCCUGCUCUACAGGUGGAGACCCGGUCAAGUGGGGGUUUCAGGGAGUGACUGGAUUAGCGGUGGUGGGACAGACACCUUACAAAGCCACACACUGGCAGUGAAGCGGCUACGCUGGAGGCCGCGGGCCGGUCGGGUAGGUCUGGAGAACAGCGAGAUGGAUGGGCCGAGUGACACGGAGAGAAAACUCGAAGAGAAGAGCUCCUGGGUCCAGCUUGCUAGUGCCAGCGCAGACCACUCUGUCAAAAUCUUCAACAUCAACAAACAGGCUCUUUAGCACCGCCACCACUGACACUAUUAUGUCUGUUGCAAGUAGAGAGAGAGGCUUGGACUGAGGGCCAGAGGCCUGUGUGGGCCACACAGACCACAGCUGCUCUCUCCCAAACCAUUCAGUCCCUGUGACAGCAAGUUAGGCCAUGGGUCAGUCAAAGGACAGAACCUGCUGCACAAAAGCCCCAAAGUCUGUCUGCACAGAGCCAAACGGGUUUGAUGGGUGGAAGCAGGAGGGUUAAAACACCAGAACCGCAGGGUGGCAUUUGGUUUGGAUACUUUACUGAGAAGAAACCUUUGCUCUCUAUCUAGCGCAUGCCUAUGGAAAUAUUUGUGUUGGACUGAAUUCUUUAAGACGACAACUUUGUUAAAAAAUGAGCUUUUGUUAUUGCUUGUGAAUAUCUUUUUGUAUUGUCAUAAUUAGGUUUUCACCAAAUUAAGAGAAAUAAGAAUUGUUUAUUGGAUAAGUUUUGUGAUUAUUUAUUUAUUCAUUUUUUUUUACAUUUUCCUUCUGAAUUGUGUUCAGACUUGUAGCUCUACUUUCCAAGUCUGAAGUCAAGAAUUAUGUAAAAAAAAAAAAAAGAAAAGAAAAGAAAGCAAAUACAAGGCAGGCAAGCAAAUAGCCUAAAGUUUCAAAAGUUAUGCCAAACUUUUUCUUUUUAGGAGGAGAGAUUUCUAUAGUCACUGACUUGAUAUAAUCUCCUUCCUACAUUAGAUAACCUAAUAUUAAUUAGCAAUGUGGUCAACUGAUUUCAACUGCACUACACAAUAACUGGGAUCAAUUUAAACUGAAUUUGCUUGAAUCCUGUGAUGCACUAGUUGGUACCCCCACAACCCCGCAAGUAUAGGUUGGUAUAGACAAUAGAUGAGUUGAUAUCAGGACCAGGGUGACAUUAUGUGAUUGGAUUUUAUUGGAACAAAUUGACUAAAUUCAAUCUGGAUUCCAUAUGAAAUAUGAAGUGGCACCAUUGAGGGGGCUUCUGUUGCAAUGCAGCACAACAUAAAAAAAUUUUAAUUUAGCGAAUGCAGCUAGUGAUGACAUUAUGUACACAACAUAGAACUGGAGCCUCAAUGCAUAACGCCACAGCCAUGCAGGAAGAGAAUAACAGUAUUUAAAAAUAGUAGUCAAUUGGAUUGAAACUGAAAGGACGCAACAAAGACAGAAACAGUAAUGCCAAUGUUAUGAGACAUUAUUUUGAAAACAGUCUGACAUCAUCAGCUGUAAGCAUUUUUUUAUCUCCUCAUGCAGACAACAUUUUAUGAACUGUAUUUAACUAAUUGAUUUGUAUUAAAUAUGUAUUACCAAAGAUUCUGUUUAAUCACA